Molecule: messenger RNA, 1679 nt
Organism: Tricharina praecox
Lineage: Eukaryota; Fungi; Ascomycota; Pezizomycetes; Pezizales; Pyronemataceae
Product: nitrogen permease regulator 2
Exons: 2
Coding region: 422-1594 (390 amino acids)
Biological process (GO): negative regulation of TORC1 signaling; positive regulation of autophagy
Cellular component (GO): GATOR1 complex; vacuolar membrane
Molecular function (GO): GTPase activator activity
Source: RefSeq, a predicted model, not a curated record
UGCACGAUUCAUGGCGGGGUUGAUAUACUAUUAUUACUAGAUAUAGUUAUUGGCCAGCCAGCGAUAAGACGAUUGUCGGGAUCUGCCGUGGAGCUGUUUCCGGUCCAUCACCACGCAUGCGGUUCCUAUCAACCGAACGGGUGCUGUAGAGUAACCAGGCCUCAGGUACUCCGCCUCGGGAAGGUUUCUGGUAUCAAAGGCGAGCAAGGUGCAGGCAUUUCUCAUCGCGUAGAACCUGGGUACGUAAUUCCGCUUUACCACACGUCCCACAACUUCUCUCCCUCUUUCUCCCCACUUGAACAUGUCACCGGCUCUCCCAUCACCCCAGAUCUCCCGCGCCUGCGGCCACUUGCCCCAAGCGAACGCGAACGCGAAUCCCAUCUUCUAGCGCAGGCUCUUGACGGCACCGCACCCCCGCACCAUGAUCAAAUCCAUCUUCUUCGCCAUCUUCCACCCGGACAAGGGACCGCAAGUUCUCCACCAAGUCCCGGACGGGUCGAUCACGCCCUCGCCGCCACCUAGCAACGAGCCCCCGCCACUCAUCGACUUCGAGCACGUAAGCUCUCACAUCAUCCCCAAGCAGGAGCUAUGCGACCGGCUCGUGACCAUCUGCACGAACAAAUACCGGCUGCUCGGGUACCCCGUAUGCCUUGAAGACCGGCGAUACGAGCGGAACGAGUUCAUCUUCAAUUUUGCGAUCGUGCUCGAUGAGAAUGCGGAGUUCAGCACGUAUAAGAGCGUGGUGAGGAAGCUGGCGAAGCUGUUCAAGGCGUUGGAAGAGCAGAGUGGCUGGUUGAGUAAUGAGGUUACGAGGGCUGGUGUCUAUGCGCUCAUCGAGCAAGUGCUCGAGGAUUUAAAUAAUUACUCGGAGUGCAUGAUCCCGAUAAACGAUUCCAACACGAUCAACAUCAAGCUCUUCCCCACCUAUGCGCCCCCGCCCCCGGUCAAAGCCUGGCACGUGCCCGUCUCGACGGUCCAGCUAGAGUUGCUAAUGGAUGCGACCUGGGAUCUGACAAUGCAAAAGAUCGUCCCUCACAUUGACGGCAUCAACAGCGUGCGACGGAUCGGGGAGCUGGCCGACGCUGAUUACAAUCUCACCAAGAAGGCCAUCUCCCACCUCCUCUACUAUGGCUGCAUAACUCUCGUCGACAUCUUCGCAUUUUCCGCCAUCUACGCAGUCACAGCGGACAUCUCGUCGCUCCUCGCCGACCCGCAAAUGCAGGAGGAAUGCAUCAACUACAUCCGCUCAUCAGACUCAGCAAAGAUCGCAUUCGAAGAUGUGUUCACGCUGUACUGCUCGCUGAGCCAGGGCGUCACGCUGAAGAAAUGGCUCAUGGAGAACUUCCAGAAGAUGCGCGCGAUCGACAUGCGGCGGUUCAUCGGCUUCGGCGUGGUAAAAGGCAUCAUCUAUAGAGUGCAUAAGUACCCGGUCGCGGCGACGGCCGCCGCUUCCUCGCAGGUGCCAGGGAAACUCGCCGGAAUGCUGAAGGGUGGGAACUCGUUUGAUGAGAUUUGUACCGAGCUCCAGGUCGGUGAGAAGGGGGUCAUGGAUAUGCUCGAGGGGCGCGAUGAUGUGCAAAUCGUGCACAGAUGAGCGGGACGGGAGCGGGAGCACUGUGUAUUGCUGCAUUUCAGGCGUUGGCGGAGUAGACAUCAAUUGAUAUUGGAUUUCAACACUG